Molecule: messenger RNA, 753 nt
Organism: Bufo gargarizans (Asiatic toad)
Lineage: Eukaryota; Metazoa; Chordata; Amphibia; Anura; Bufonidae
Product: hepatitis A virus cellular receptor 1-like
Exons: 5
Coding region: 1-537 (178 amino acids)
Source: RefSeq, a predicted model, not a curated record
AUGUGCUGGGGGCGAGGCGUCUGUUCACUUUCUAGCUGUAACAAUGAGAUCCUCUGGACUGAUGGCAGCAAAGUGACCUGGAGAAGAUCUGACAAAUACCAGCUAAAUGGAGACAUUGAACAGGGCGACGUGACCCUUACCAUCAUCGGGGCAACUAUGGACGAUACUGGAAAAUACUGCUGCCGAGUGGAGGUUCCAGGACUCUUCAAUGACCUAAAGGAGCAGACAGAUGUGAACAGAGAGCAUGUGGAACAUGAAGAUGUUCUGAAUGAUCCUAGGGUUGCUCUGGUUUAUGUCCCUAAAGAAUCUACACUGCUUCAUCCUAAAGUCACUCACAAGGAAAUUGAGGAAGCAUCACCUACAGAGGUGAAGAGAACAAGCACCCCAGAAGAAGCUGUAGAGGAGACCAAGUCAUUAACCAUUAUAGAGAUUGCAGAGAUAAAUUACAGCCUCAUUAUAAGAGUGACCAUUGUUUUUUCCCUCGCCUUCAUGCCUCUGCUCAUCUAUUCAUGCAUCAUGAAGGUGAACAAAGGAUAAGCCCUGAACGUCUGGCCCACAUUAUAUUGGCUGCCAUUUAAACACCUGUACAUUGGGCUUGUCUGCUAAAAACAGUCACUUAUCACAGCCGCUGGAGAAGACUAGCAACCACUAGAAGGCAGUUUAUUGGGGAACUCCAAAGCAGGUUUUAAAUAUUUUGAAAAAAGAACAAACAAGAAAAACACUAAAUUAAGAUCCCAGGGAGGAAUCGUUGGU